Vitrella brassicaformis is the source of this 2005-nucleotide messenger RNA. NCBI's taxonomy places the organism in Eukaryota, Vitrellaceae. The record is from the annotation of a GenBank genome assembly.
AUGGCGGCCGAGUGUCUCCGAGUUGCUUAGCGCGACGUGUGAGCCAAAGAUCCAGUCGCUACCCGCGUCUGCCUAUGUCUCUAUGUCUGUCUGUAUUUGUGUAGCCUCCAUGAAGACAAGGGGCGGGGGGGAAGUUUAGCUGCCUGUGGAUCCACGCAUUACGUGUGCAGGUUUAAGUGUGUGUUACUCGUGGGCGGUCGCUUUAUGGAUCUGUGUAUGCGUGUGUGGCCGUCUGCUGGUGUGUGUAUUUGUGAUGCUACGAUGCUUAGGUUUGCAUGACCCUUUAUCAGGCACGCUACAUGACUUCAUCUGAGAACUUCGAAAUACCACGCGAACUGCCGCCCUUUGAGAGGGUUUGGGUUUGGGGUUCAGGGUUUUCAUUCUCAGGCACCCCUUCCCACGUGGAGAUGGCAGCGGUCCCGCCGCACACUCCGACCGCCCCGCCGCUCGACGAGGAAGCGCCUGACGGCGCUGCUCCCUUGGUGAUCACCGACCAGGGAUUCACCUACUUAGUGACGCCUCUCUUCACGGCCGAUGUGUCCUCUCGUCACGUUCGCGCUUCUCUGCCGAGGAAUCCGAUCAGAAGGGUAAGACGAAAAUAUAUAUGGCGCACCCACUCUCACCUUCUGUUGUGCUCUUUCCGUGGUUUGCUGCCUUCAGUUCGACAGCAUUGACUUCUACGUGCUCAUCUUGACCCAUCAGCUGUGGUACUUCCUCCCGGUGCUGUUUGCAGUGGUCCGCCCGUCUGCUGUAGGGUGUGUGGCUGUGGCUGUCGUGGCAUUGGGUCUUUUGGCGGCGUGCUGGCGGCCCUACUCCAGGAGGAUGGCCGUCGUGGCGGCGUCAUGCGGUGCCCAGUUCCCCCACAGCAAGGCUGCGUACCACGUGGCUGGGCACACGCUCUUCUUGAUUGGGACAAGUGCUGGGCUCUUCUUCGCCUCCUGCAUUGAUGCCCCUCUUGCCGGCGCAUACCUCUUUCUUGGGGGCUAUGGCAUGCUGCUGCUCGCGCUGGCUGCCAGGUGUCUGGAGAGCUAUGCGGCCUCCGGCGAGCAGAAACACGAGCUUGACAAGGCGAACGGAAUCGUGGGCCUCGAGGCCAUAUGUUGUGCCGCUGUGCCGCUGUUGUGUAUCUCGGUAUUGGUCGGUCAUGUGCGGAUCUGGUGGAUCUGGGUGGGAUGGUUGGCUGCUAUUUUUGUGCUGUGGGAAUGUUGGUUGCAAUUUUUUUUUGCUCUGGUGGUCUGCCUGAUGACACGGUUUCUCAGUGACUGACUGCACGGGCACGGGAGCGCGCAAUCAGCGCGCUGCAGUGGGAGGGACGGUGCGUCCAUGUUGUGUGGGUUUUGUUAAGAGACGGGCCAUGAGACAGAUGGGUGGUUGUGUCAGGUCAGGUGUGUAGUUCCCCACCUUUCUCAUCGCCGUGACUUUCAAGUGCUGUGAGGAGCGGCUUGCAUACAUCUUGGUACAGUAGCUUGUACGCGUACAUGGACGGUGUACUGUGUGUACGAGGAUUCUAUGGUUCAUCCGUAAUAGUGAGAGAUGAUAGAAUUCAGUGCAAAGGUGUGUGGCUCCAUUCCUCGAUGUUUUGGCUGCUCGUUGCCGCUUUCUUCGUUUCUGCGAGUUAUGCACUUCUGAAUGACCUGACUGGCCGAUCUGCACGGCCGGAAGAGACAGCCGUGCAACAACAAACCAACACUUGUCCAACCCCACCUCACCCGUUUUGGUUGACUGACUUCAUCAUGUGCUGCUUGCUGCUUGCCUCUUGCCUCGUGGAUGUGCCGUUAAUGGGUGUGUGUGUGUUUGUGAUGCGGCGGAUGGGUAAAUGGAUGGAUGGAUGGAUGUUUGCCGGACGGACAGUGUGGAUGCGCCUAGCUCUCGAACUCGUGACUCACUCUGUUUGUCCGCCUGCCUAGCUGCCUGCGAUCGAUCGAUCACCACGGCUGCAUUAGACAUUGUGGACGUAGACGUCAAUGAAUGAAUGAAACGUUUGAAUCAUACAAUUCAAUUCGAU